AUGAAGAGAAGUCCUAAGAAGCUAAGUGAGAUCAUAGAGAAAUGGAAGAAGAGAAAGAAGGGUUACUUUGCUGUGUAUACAAAGGAAGGCAGAAGAUUUGUUGUGCCUCUCUACUACUUGAACCAUCCUAUUUUUCGGGUGCUGUUGGAGAUGGCCCAGGAGGAGUUUGGGUCAACGAUUCUGGGGCCAUUACAAGUUCCUUGUGAGGAAGAAUUGAUGGAGUACAUUCUCUCUUUAUUGAGGAAGAAUCCUUCUGAGAAACUAGACAUCGGUGUACUGUCAACUCUCCAUGGCCACUUGUAG
Messenger RNA from Corylus avellana, 303 nucleotides. NCBI's taxonomy places the organism in Eukaryota, Viridiplantae, Streptophyta, Magnoliopsida, Fagales, Betulaceae. The record is from RefSeq and is a predicted model, not a curated record.